This is a messenger RNA of Pteropus alecto (black flying fox), 2739 nucleotides long. It is a transcript of the gene KLHDC2, whose product is annotated as kelch domain containing 2. Gene Ontology annotation, molecular function: protein binding. The coding region runs from base 1324 to 2547 and encodes 407 amino acids. The transcript is spliced from 13 exons. NCBI's taxonomy places the organism in Eukaryota, Metazoa, Chordata, Mammalia, Chiroptera, Pteropodidae. The record is from RefSeq and is a predicted model, not a curated record.
AGUCGUUUGUCUUUUUGUUGAUGAUUUCCUUUGCUGUACAACAGCAGGAACAUUUUUAAAAUCACCCUGUUAUGGAUGGAAUGUUUGUUCCUCCAAAAGUUAUAUAUUGAAAUCCUGCUGUCACCCAUUCUUCAAAUUUUGGUAAGUUGUAAACAUACAGGCAGUGGCUAGGGAAAGGGUUUCAGGCUGUGGUAAUUUUAGUGAGGAAGGCCUUACAUUGUUUUCCAAUGUAUUCAUUCUAGGUGUCCAUGCCAGCGUGAAGAUGGGCAAGGAAAUCAUAAAGCACAGUCCCCUAACCAAACACAUCCAAGUACAGAGGCACCAUUCCAUUAGGGAUUUAAGAUGUAUUCUAGUCCAGCCUUAUUUUACAGAUGAAAAAUCAAAUUUAGGUUACAGUAAUUCUUAAUGUCCCUUGGCCAAAUUGAAAUGUAUCAUAUAAAAUAUAAAAGUGUCAGUGAACAAGAUUCGCCAUCCUCCCUGAAAGGCUGGGCAGUGAUGGGUUUUGAAACGUUUUUUAGCAAUUUUCCAAGCUCGGUUUGGGGGUGGGGUGAGGAGUGGUCGCACGAAGUCCGGGUGCCAGAGACGCACCCUCGGCCCCUCACCCGGGAACCCGCGGAGCCCUCCGGCCGGGGAGGGGCGAGGCGCUAGUCCUCGCGUCCAGAGGAAAACGGGGCAUUAGCUGUCUCUUUAAGAGGCUGAAAUUAGAAACAUACCAGUUGGGCAAUUUCACUACCCCUUCCCACGCGGUAAACCCUUUGAGGACAUUCCUCAAUCGAACAAGGGAAAAUCAUUUUGGGGGGAAAAACAGGCUAAAAUCCAGCAUGUUUUUGUAGUGCCCACAGCAAAAGGAGGCUCGGAGCGCGUUUGAAACUCCGGGAGUCACAGAGCUUCAGGACCCCGGCCUGGGGCGGAGCAGCGAGGACCCGGCGCUGGGGCGCUGCGCGCGGGAUGCACUUCCGGAGUUGGCAGGUGGCGUCAGCGGAACGGGCGGUUCGGGCCUCAGCGUAAACAAGGGCUGUCGGCCCCUAGAAGUGAGCUGGAGGCGGGGCGGUCGGGCUGGAAGCUGGUACUGGCCCCCGGCAGACCCUCUCCCGGCCCCGUGCCCUCGCCGCCACCCCCCGCGGUGACCACGCUGUCCCCCUCUGCGACCCCGCUGCCCCGGCAGCCGAGAGACACUACUCGCCGAGGGGGCGCGGGCGGGUGCGAGCGCUGAAGGAGCUGCCUCAGCCCUGUCCCUUUCGCCUCCGAGCAUUUCUUCCUUCGCCUUUGUCUUUUCCCCUCUUACUGGCGUGGGGAUUGUUGAAAAAAAAGUGCAGCCUCAAGAUGGCUGAUGGCAACGAAGAUGUGCGGGCGGACGACUUGCCGGGGCCAGCCUACGAGAGCUAUGAGUCCAUGGAGCUCACCUGCCCCGCCGAGCGCAGCGGCCACGUAGCCGUCAGCGACGGGCGCCACAUGUUCGUCUGGGGCGGCUACAAGAGUAGUAACCAAGUCAGAGGAUUAUAUGACUUUUAUCUGCCUAGAGAAGAAUUGUGGAUCUACAACAUGGAGACUGGAAGAUGGAAAAAAAUAAACACUGAAGGUGAUGUUCCUCCUUCUAUGUCAGGAAGCUGUGCUGUGUGUGUAGACAGGGUGCUGUACUUGUUUGGAGGACACCAUUCAAGAGGCAAUACAAAUAAGUUCUAUAUGCUGGAUUCAAGGUCUACAGACAGAGUAUUACAGUGGGAAAGAAUUGAUUGCCAAGGAAUUCCUCCAUCAUCAAAAGACAAACUUGGUGUCUGGGUGUAUAAAAACAAGUUAAUAUUUUUUGGAGGGUAUGGAUAUUUACCUGAAGAUAAAGUAUUGGGAACUUUUGAAUUUGAUGAAACAUCUUUUUGGAAUUCAAGUCAUCCAAGAGGAUGGAAUGAUCAUGUACAUAUUUUAGACACUGAAACAUUUAUCUGGAGCCAGCCUAUAACUACUGGUAAAGUACCUUCACCUCGCGCUGCCCAUGCCUGUGCAACUGUUGGAAACAAAGGCUUUGUGUUUGGAGGCAGAUAUCGAGAUGCUAGAAUGAAUGAUCUUCACUAUCUCAAUCUGGAUACAUGGGAGUGGAAUGAAUUAAUUCCACAAGGCAUAUGCCCAGUUGGCCGAUCCUGGCACACACUAACACCAGUUUCUUCAGAUCAUCUCUUUCUCUUUGGAGGAUUUACCACUGAUAAACAGCCACUAAGUGAUGCUUGGACUUACUGCAUCAGUAAAAAUGAAUGGAUACAGUUUAAUCAUCCCUAUAUUGACAAACCAAGAUUAUGGCAUACAGCUUGUGCCAGUGAUGAAGGAGAAGUAAUUGUUUUUGGUGGGUGUGCCAAUAACCUCCUUGUCCAUCACAGAGCUGCACACAGUAAUGAAGUACUCAUAUUUUCAGUUCAACCAAAAUCUCUUGUAAGGCUAAGCUUAGAAGCAGUCAUUUGCUUUAAAGAAAUGUUAGCCAACUCAUGGAACUGCCUUCCAAAACACUUACUUCACAGUGUUAAUCAGAGGUUUGGUAGUAACAACACUUCUGGAUCUUAAGACUUCAGAGAUAAUGCCUCUGAUCACCUUGCAUGGACAGCAAUCCUGUAAACAUCAGAGAGUGGCACUGUUUGUAUAAUUAUAUGCAUUGUUGUAGUUUUGCAGCUUUUUGGUUUUAAUGUGCAUGUGAAUGGCCUAGAGAACCUAUUUUUGUGUCUAAAACUUUACAAUAAAUGUAUUUAACACCAGUAA